Molecule: messenger RNA, 631 nt
Organism: Drosophila persimilis
Lineage: Eukaryota; Metazoa; Arthropoda; Insecta; Diptera; Drosophilidae
Product: 60S ribosome subunit biogenesis protein NIP7 homolog
Exons: 2
Coding region: 16-558 (180 amino acids)
Biological process (GO): ribosomal large subunit biogenesis; ribosome assembly
Cellular component (GO): nucleolus; preribosome, large subunit precursor; nucleus
Molecular function (GO): RNA binding
Source: RefSeq, a predicted model, not a curated record
UUAUUAUUAGACAAAAUGAAGCGUUUAUCUGACGAGCGUGCGAAGAUUCUGUUCGAGAAGCUGAACAAAUACAUUGGGACAAAUGUAACGCAGCUGAUCGAUCGGCCGGACGGCACCUACUGUUUCCGUGAGCUCCGGGAUCGAGUUUACUAUGUGUCGGAGCGGAUACUCAAGUUAAGCGAGUGCUUCAGCGGCAAGCAACUGGUCAGUGUGGGCACCUGCUUUGGAAAGUUCUCCAAGACCAACAAACUGAAAUUCCACAUCACAGCGCUGUACUAUCUGGCGCCGUACGCCCAGCACAAGGUGUGGGUGAAGCCAUCAUUUGAACAGCAGUACCUGUACGGCAACAACGUACCCAAAUCGGGUCUGGCACGAAUCACCGAGAACGCAGCACAGUACCAGGGAGUGGUGGUGUACUCCAUGAGUGAUUUGCCCCUAGGCUUUGGAGUUCUGGCACGCUCCACCACCGACUGCAAGACCGCUGAUCCAUUGACCGCAGUCUGUUACCACCAAUCGGACCUUGGCGAGUACAUACGCGCCGAAGACACGCUAUUUUAGAUGCGUAAUAUAAAUCUAUAGCUGUAAUCAUGUUUUAGUAAAUAAUAAGUCUUACGAGAAUUUGAAAACACGA